Arctia plantaginis is the source of this 2184-nucleotide messenger RNA. Lineage: Eukaryota; Metazoa; Arthropoda; Insecta; Lepidoptera; Erebidae. The record is from the annotation of a GenBank genome assembly.
AUGAAUUACGGACUGUUUUUAUUAGUAGUAUGUCUAAAUACUUUUUUUGUUAAUGCGUAUGUAGACAUAGUAGUGCCCGACAGUCAACAUGCUUUAGAUUUAAAUCUUUUUGAGGAAGUGUUGGAUCCAGAGCUUUGUGACGAACAAAUCAGAUACAUCAUGAACGAUACAGGACUUUUAUUUACGUUUUUCGAUGCUGGGGCUCGAAUUCCCAGGGGAAUACUCAAUGGCAAUACACAAGAUCUCGGCAAUUACUACCAAUGUCUUGGUAUCAACGAAGAAAUACCAAAUUCAGUCGUCGAAGGAAAAUAUUGCUUGAUAAAAGUACCUCUUGAACAAAAUGUAGAUUUUCCGGACUUACUUGGAUUACCAGAUAUACUCUCGCAAAAUUUACCGACAUGGGAGUUGAGUCAUAGUAGCCUUAGACUUGAUGAUAAUGUCAUGAAAAGCUUGAAUGAAUAUAAUGCAUUAAAAAGAGGUGUUGAUAAGGCUGGAGGACUAGGAGACAAGAGUCUUGGCAGGUUUGCCGACAACAGCUCUCUCAGCGGCCUGACAUUAAAGCUUGCAAUUUGCCUGCCUAAAGUAUGUUCAGCAAGACAUGCAUUAGAUACGUUUGUUAAUAUAACUGAUAUUGGUUUUAACUAUGAGGAACGUUUCUGUCGCCUCCCAAACGACAAGCCUUGGGUACCUGGAGACUACGUUGCGAUAGCAAUAUUUUCUCUGAUCGGUCUGCUUUCAAUAUUGAGUACGGCCUACGAUCUUCGUUAUAAUGUUUUCCUGCAGAAAGACCCGAAGAAAGUGAACAAGCUGUACCAGUCUUUUUCAGUGUACAAUAAUACAAAUCGUCUACUCACAAUAACACCCGUGCCCGGCGCUAUAGAAUGUUUAGACGGUAUUCGAUCAUUCGCAAUGAUGUGGGUCAUUAUUGGUCAUACAUUUAUCCACCAAACGAUGGGUGGUGUUCUGGGCAAUCCGCUGGAUGUUUUAAAGUGGAUCACGUCGUUGAGUGCAGUAUGGAUUACUUCUGCACCCAUAACGGUAGACACCUUCUUCAUGCUAAGUGGCCUACUUCUGGUGUAUACUACCCAUGGAAAAGUGACACCCAUAAAGCUUCUCAAGAAUCUCCAUUUGUUCUAUUUGAAUAGAAUAUUCAGGAUAUUGCCGGUAUUAUGUGCAAUGAUUUUAGUACAAGUUUCAUUCCUAAACUGGGUCGUAGAUGGACCUUUUUGGGAGGUGAAUAUGGCUCAAGUACAUAAUUGCAGAGUUUUCUGGUGGUCUACUAUACUACAUAUUCAAAAUUUCCAUAAUCCCAGUGGUAUGUGCCUGCCUCACUCGUGGUACUUGGCCAUAGAUAUGCAACUUUAUAUUUUAUCGCCAAUAAUACUAGUGUGGGUAUUGACUGGCAAAAGACAUUUUGCCUGGACUGCUCUAUUAGUUAGCCUGAUAGCCGUGUUGAGUGGCGCCACGGUAUAUAGCUUUGUUAACGAUUUUCCGUCUACACCUGUUUCACCCUCUCGUCCAGAGGACUCGCCAUACUACAUGUUUUAUUUCUACGUGAACACAUUAACAAGGGCUUCUCCGUUCUUCGUUGGUCUCAUAUUCGGAUACCUGCUGUCCUUAUGCCGCGGCAAAACUGAUGUUUUAAAUUGGGUGACCGCGGGACUCCUCUGGCUCUUUUCGGCCUUUAUAAUCCUCGGUGUAAUAUUUAUUACAAAUCCAUUAAUGCAGGUGGACUGGGACAACCAACUAGUUGACAAUUUAGUCAACUCGUUUAAAAGACCCAUUUGGGCUGUAGGAGUGGGCUGUCUUAUAUUUGUUUGCGAACACGGAUACGGCGGUAUUGUUAACUGGAUAUUAUCACUCAGAAUGUUUAAAAUAUUGGGACGUCUGUCGUACGCGAUGUACAUCGUACACUAUCCAUUAAUAUUCCUUGUCAACGCUAUGCCCGUGUCGCUUAUACAUUUCAGCGUACCUUCCUCGCUGUUACUGUUCCUGUCCGACUUCUCGUUAGCUGUGAUAGUUGCGUACUUCAUGACAAUAUUUGUGGACCUGCCUUGUGGUGUCCUGGUGAAGCACUUCUUGGGCGGCAGCGUUAAAAAACCACCACCGACUAUUGAUUAUAAACAUGAAGUGAAUAAACAGAUCGAAAAGGGAAAUCAUCGAGAAAUACCACUUAAGGCAUAA